GUGGAAUGCGGCAGCUUGAAGGCGACAGUGGUUUUUCAAAACUUCAGAUUGACAUCAUCGCAUUGAGCCGUUUCAGCCAUUCAGAGUCUUUUCCUGGCCUUGCAAUUUCCAGAAAAACUACUGAAUUGGCAAUCUGACAUGGUGACUCCUGAACAGUUCUCAAGAGCUCACAGUUUUUUCGACAGUUUUUGGAAUGGGUUGAACCUGCAGCUAGCCGCUAGCCGUUUGGAUCAGACUCAGAUAGUCGCUUCGGAGCACAAAAUCAGACUGUGACGGGUGUCGGAGCAUCUUGAAGGAUGCUUUCGCGGAAACGUUCUGUUUCUUCUCGGGCAUUGUCGCUCUUGCUUCUUGGGAUCUAUUUGUGUCCAUUUCUUGGCUCAACCUGGAGUUUCUUGGUGCUUUGGCACAAGACAACCUUGAAUCCUCCAAAGAAUGUCAUGGCUGGAUCCACUAUGCUUGUCCCUACCCGUAUCCAGAACCCUCGAAAUGCCCUGGGCAUUGCCGGCCUGAGCUCUCAAGAUCUGACCGUGUUUUCGGAUUUGCUGCUGAUCAUCUCGCCCAUUUUGGUGUAUCGCUUCGUUCUUCAAACAGGUGAACGGACCAGCUUGAAGCCCUUCGGAUAUGAUGAGUGGGAAGACACGAAACAGGACGGUCGCUACAUUGAUUUGGUGAAGGCAGUCCUGGGUCUGGAUGUACUGCAGAGGUUGCAACGUCCUCUUCUGCUUCUAAACUUUGUCUCAGCUGCGGCCUUGUUCUACGACGAGUUGGCCGUGCCAGGAGGUGCGCCGGACUUGACCUUGCCGGUGGAACCUUUCAGCAUUGGCUUCGUCGCCUUGGGCCUUCUGUUGGCGUUCAGGGCCAGCCAGUCGCGGAUGCGCUUCGCCCGCGUGCGCGACUUGUGGGACGACAUCCUGGAGAUCUCCAGGAAGUUGUAUACCGAAUCCAGUCAGAAGGUGGAGCGUGAGCAGUUCAUGGAGCUGGCCCGGUGGAUCCCUGCGUUCCCCGCAGCGCUCAUGUGCCACCUACGACAGAGCGAUGCGCGCAGCUUGCGCUCGCAGCUCCGGAAGUCGCGGGGCCCGGACCAUGAAGCGCACGAGGUCCCGGAGAUCGGAGGCUUGACGGAGGUGGAGAUUGCGGAGGUGCUGAAUCGGCCCGCUGGGAUUUCAGCACCUCUCUUCGUGCUGCACCGACUCACGGCAAUCACGACAAGGCUAAAGUUGAAGGAAGAUGAUCGGAUGUUCAUCUCUAGCUCACUGCCAUCUCCUCAGACUUU
Messenger RNA from Durusdinium trenchii, 1273 nucleotides. NCBI's taxonomy places the organism in Eukaryota, Dinophyceae, Suessiales, Symbiodiniaceae. The record is from the annotation of a GenBank genome assembly.